AUGGCCAAGAUUCACAUCGAGGGGAUGUUGCUGCAGAUGAGACUACAAGCACCUCUAAUAAUUCGGAAUUUGGGACAAGGCCCACCUGUCGUCAUCCUCCUAAUCCAAGUUAUGACCGCCAACGCCAACAACAUCCUCCAGUUGCUCCAGAAGUUUACGAUAAUGCAUUUAAAGACAAGCCCUAAACUUGGAGGUGGAAGAGUUGCUGGGGGCCGUGUUAUUCAUGGAGAGAAGACUGCAAGCGCCUAUGAUCUAGUUGAACAGAUGUAUUUUUUGUAUGUAAGGGUUGUUAAAGCUCGUGAUCUUCCUGCCAUGGAUGUUACAGGAAGGCUUGCUCCAUAUAUUGAGGUACGAGUUGGAGACUAUAAAUGGUUUACCAACUACUAUGAAAAGGAACAAAAUCCAGUAUGGAAUGAGGUUUUUGCCUUUUCGGGGGAUCGGCUAAAAUCAUCUGAGUUAGAAGUCAUGGUUAGGGACAAUGAUGUUAGGGAUGAUCAUGACUUUGUGGGGAUUGUAAAAUUUGACAUCCAUGAUGUUCCAUUGCGAGUCCCUCCUGAAUCUGAUAAUCCUCUUGCUCCACAAUGGUAUCGGAUUGAAGACAAUACAGGGCAUAAAGCUAGGGGUGAGCUAAUGCUCGCUGUCUGGUUUGGCACCCAAGCAGAUGAGGCUUUCCCCGGUGCAUGGCAUUCUGAUAAUGCAAGCAAUCAUGUUGAUGUCAGACUACUUACCUCCACAGUGCUAGGCUCAAAGGUGCAAAAUCUAAACCCCCUUUGGAAUGAAGAUCUUUUGCUUGUCGCUGCUGAACCCUUUGAAGAUGAUCUUAUCAUUUCUGUUCACGAUCAUGUGUGUCCCGGAAAAGAUGAAACCAUUGGGGGGGUCACAAUAGCGCUGCAAUCUGUCGAUAGGCGUGCUGAUGAUUGUAUGAUCCGUGGCCGAUGGUAUAAACUGGAAAAGCCAGUGGCUGUGGAUCAAAAUGAGUCGGAAAGAGAAAAGUUAUCAUCCAGCAUCCAUCUCCGACUUUGUCUAGAGGGAGGAUACCAUGUCGCCAAUGAAUCACCUCAUUAUAACAGUGAUUUACGACCCACAUCAAAGAAGCUAUGGAGGCCAUCAAUUGGGGUUUUAGAGCUCGGAAUCUUGGAUGCUGUAGAGCUUCAUCCAAUGAAAACACGUGACGGAAGGGGCACAACAGAUGCAUACUGCGUAGCAAAGUAUGGUCAUAAAUGGUUCCGGACAAGAACCAUUGUUGGGGAACUGUGUCCAAGAUAUCAUGAACAAUGCAUAUGGGAGGUUUUUGAUGUUGCUACGGUUCUUACUGUAGGUGUAUUUGACAACAACCUGCAGUUUGGGAAUGACUCCAGACACGCGAUGAUUGGGAAGGUUCGAAUUCGUAUCUCAUCACUGGAAGCAGGCCGUGUUUACACACACCGAUAUCCACUGCUGGCUGUUCACCCGUCUGGUGUUAAGAAGAUGGGGGAGUUGCAUUUGGCAGUUCGAUUUUCUUGCACCUCUUUUGUUAAAACGCUUUACUCCUACUCACAGCCACAGAUGCCCAAGAUGCACUACUUAAGGCCCAUCACGGCGGCACAGCUUGACACAUUAAGGAUGAUUGCUAUUUACCUAGUCCAAGCACAGUUUUCUCGAGCUGAUCCUCCACUGAGAGGGGAAGUGGUGGAAUACAUGUGUGAUGGGAACUGCCAUUUUUGGAGCAUACGACGGAGUAGAGCAAAUUUUUCUAGGCUAGCGACAGCUUUGUCCGGAGUCAUUUCUGCAGGCAAAUGGUUUUGGGAAAUUUGCAUGUGGAAGAAUCCCAUAAUGACAGUUCUUGCCCAUGUUUUCUUUCUCAUGCUCGUUUGCUUCCCACAACUAAUUCUGCCCACGGCUUUUCUUUGCAUGGUUCUAUCUGGGUUAUGGAACUUCCGCUUCCGGGCUAGGUAUCCUCCCCACAUUAACAUAAAGCUCUCACAACUUGAGCUCGUGACCAUUGAUGAGCUGGAUGAGGAAUUCGACACUUAUCCGACCAGCCGGAAUAUGGAGCUGGUGAGAAUGAGAUACAAUCGGCUGAGGAGCAAUGCUAGUAGCGUUCAGGCUCUAGUGGGUGAUGUGGCUAUUCUGGCGGAGCGAUUUCAGUUGCUGUUAAGUUGGCGAGACCCGCGUGCCACUGUCGUCUUUGUAACAUUUUGCGUUGCGGUUACCUCAGUGUUAUAUCUGACACCAUUCAAAGCGGUGGCUGCAGGCGCAGGGUUGUUUGUCAUGAUGCCUCCAAGAUUUCGCCAUAUGUUGCCGUUAGCAGCAUUCUUCAACUUCUUCAGCAGGCUGCCUACUAAGACUGAUACCAUAUUUUGA
Prunus armeniaca (apricot) is the source of this 2343-nucleotide messenger RNA. Lineage: Eukaryota; Viridiplantae; Streptophyta; Magnoliopsida; Rosales; Rosaceae. The record is from the annotation of a GenBank genome assembly.